Molecule: messenger RNA, 1591 nt
Organism: Thalassophryne amazonica
Lineage: Eukaryota; Metazoa; Chordata; Actinopteri; Batrachoidiformes; Batrachoididae
Gene: olfml3b
Product: olfactomedin-like 3b
Exons: 3
Coding region: 68-1237 (389 amino acids)
Biological process (GO): signal transduction
Source: RefSeq, a predicted model, not a curated record
CUGGCUCCUCCAGAUCCUCUCAGUUAAACUUUGCAGGAGCUAAGCGGACAGAGAAGACAGACACAAAAUGAGGCGACUCGUGGUGUUAGUUGCUUUGGCCUGCCUCGCCACGGCUCAGCACCAAGCACUGAUCGACUACUUGGAGAGGAGGCUCCUCGCGAUUGAGGACCGGAUCACUCUGUGGCAUGAACAGACCACCCGCUACGCCUCAGAGCUGCGGGAGCUGAAACAACAGAUGGUGUCACAGCUGGAGAACCUGGACAAAGAGAAAGAGACACUGCGAAUGAGUCUGGACGGCGUGGGGUCGAGGGUGGACCGUGUGGAGCGUGAGCUGGACUACCUGGAAACCCAGAAUGGCGCUCAGCCAUGUGUGGACGUGGACGACAAGCUGAUAGAACAGCAGGUGACUCUGGUGCAGGAGAAGCAGAAGGCCAAGUAUUCAAAGCUCUCAGACUGCACAGACAUGAUCUCCAGCAUAAAAGCAAUGAAGAUCUUGAAGCGUGUUGGAGGACCAAAGGGCACAUGGACCAAAGACACCAGCAGUGGCUCUGGAAAGGUCUAUAUUUUUAAUGGGACAGAUGAUGACAUCAUCUAUGAGUUUGCCUCUGUGCAAGACUUCACCCGCUCUUCGGGCUUGUCUCGGGCCAACCAACUGAAGCUGCCAUCGGCCUGGAGAGGAAUGGGCCAUGUUGUCUACAACAACUAUGCUUAUUACAUCAAACAAGACAACGAGGUAAGGUUGGUCAAGUAUGACAUCAAGAACAACUUUGUGAAAGACAGUGUAGUGUUGCCGGUCCAAGAUCACGUCCCAGUAUAUGACCUGACUCCUGAGACAGCAAUGGACUUGGCAGUAGACGAGGAAGGCCUGUGGGCCAUUUAUGCCACACGACAAAAUGAACAGCACAUCUCUCUGGCUAAGAUGGAUGCCAGUACUCUGGAUAUCGAACAGAUGUGGGACACAAACUGUCCGCGAGAGAACGCAGAAGCAGCCUUUGCCAUCUGUGGCACACUGUAUGUAGUGUACAACACUAAUCAGCCAGGUCGCUCGCGUAUCCAGUGUGUAUUUGACGUUAAUGAUAUGGUGACAAAUGAGGAUGCUCCACUGGUUUAUUUUCCAAAACGUUAUGGGACCCACUCUAGUCUGAAGUACAACCCACAGGAGCAGCUUGUCUAUGCCUGGGAUGACGGUUACCAGAUCCUCUACAAACUUGUCAUGAAAAAGAAAUUGGAAAUUUGAGCAAGUUAAUACCUUCUACCAAAACCACAGAAAUACCAAAAUCCACUCAAUGCUCCUUAAAUUUUCUCAAAGUCCCAAAAGCACAAGUGUUAUGACCAUGAAAACCACGUUCCUCAUCAGAGUACACUGCACAUCCGCUAUCACAAUUGUGUGUCUGAAAAGAACUGAAUACAGUUGCUGUACUUACCUGUGAUCUGUCCUUUUAAGUUCACAAAGUUUCUCCAACAUGAAGUUACACUGAGUGGGUUUUUUUUUGGUUGUUCUUUCACUUUUUUACAACCUGUCAUAUUAAAACAUUGUUACCAGUCACAGUUCUGAGUGUUCUAUUCAACUGUGAUCAUUAUGUCAAAUGAA